UCUUAUUGUUGUAGAUAACUGGUUCCUUCAAACAUUUUUAUUUUAUCCCGUAACUGGAGCAUGCACACCAUACAAUAAUCCUUGAUGAUACUGAGGAUAGCUGUAUUAUUGUCCUCGUGCUUUGUGUAGGCUAAAAUCUCUUGUGUUUCUUCAGGACAAACACCAAGCUAAGACCACUCCAGCGCGUGAUAUUUCAAAGCAUUUGUAUAAAUGUAUUCAAAAGCUCAAAGACAUUAUUCCCGGUAGACCUGAUAGCAUCAUCAUUACUUGAUGAGACAGGGAAAAUUGGGGAGACAAUUGAGCACGUGCCAAUCUGACUAUCAGGAGACACCCGUUUUUUCAACGACCACCUGCAGGUCGCCGCCAUGACACCUGUGUGGUCGCUGCUGCUGCUGCUGAUUGGGGGUAUGGCUAUUGGCCAUGACGUCACAGCACGUCAGCGAUCGGCAAGACCUCGUCCUAGACUCCAAAGUGUCAGUCAGCCUCCCUGUCCGGGCGAUGACGUCACCGAUGUGUUCAUCGUCAUCAAUUCGGUCGGUCUUGUAGACGACAGCGGUGCUGCCAUAUGGCGCCGGUUGGAACUGGUCUGGCACACCGCUCAGGUGCAGCCCGACGAUCAGGUGCUGCUGUACGACUCGUGUACCCCGGAUCCGGCCUCUGACCCGGUGGUCACCGUCACCGCCGCCGAUCACUCGGACCACUUCUUCGUCACGGACGUCACGCUGCCCACGUUCAACUUCUCGGGCACUCCGGCCGUGUCGACAUGUCUCGGCUACUGCACCGAGUACCGCCGCGACGGCGCCAGCAUCGCCUCCAGCUGCCUCUCCAGCCGACCCGACUGGAUGUCCCAGAUGGCGGCCGACAUCCAGGACUUCCACCUGCACGAGGUGAUGCUGCCCGGCACGCACGAUGCGGCCUCCUACACCAACUACAGAGGAGAGAGCUCGGAUGAUGAUCUCCUGCAGAGGUACGCCUCCGCGCAGGAGGAGACGCUGCUGUCUCAGUUCUACCUGGGCGCUCGGUAUUUCGACGUGCGGGUGCUGUUCGCACCGACGACCGCCGAGAGGUUCUGGGUGAGCCACGGCCUGGUUCCCUUCCGACCCUUCCACAUCGCCAUCGACGACCUCGUCGCGAUGAUGGAGGCCUCCACUGAGAUCGUCAUCUACGAGAUCGGUGGGUUCGAGGGCUCGUUCGACAGCCACCCGGAGGCGUACGAGGAGUUGCUGUCGCUGGUGGUGCCCCGCCUGGAGCGGUGGCUGGCGCCGCGGCCCGCUGAGGCACCCCACCACGUGCUGCUCUCCGAUCUGUGGGCCGCUGACACUCGCCUGGUACUCAGCUGGGACCGCGACCCGGCCGGACGCGACUAUCUCUGGCCGCGCGUGCCCAACUCGUGGAACAACGACGACACACCCGAGGCACUGUACGAGACGCUGCGGCGCGCCAUGGACGAGGCACCGCGAGACGAGAUCUGGGCACUGGCGGGCGAGAUGACUGAGCACACUAGCGACAUCGUCUUCGACCGGCUCGAGUCGCUCCGGCAGAUGGCUGACCUGGUCAACAGGAAUGUCUCCAGGAUGGUCCGCUACGACUGGUGGGACAAGAGCAACAUCGUCAUGGCCGACUACUUCAUGGGAACGUACAACGUGGACACGGCACUGCUGGUCAAUUGGCAGAGAGCGCACUGCUGAAUGAAUCGGGUCGAUACUGAGAGGGAGACUGAUAUUUCUGGAUUACGGCGAGUUGAGUGCGACUAUGCAAAACGACGAACGAGAACGGCUGACGUCUGACGCUGCGAUCGAAACGAAGCAAAUAUACAUUUUUCUACUGGUC
Messenger RNA from Amphibalanus amphitrite, 1830 nucleotides. RefSeq names its product PI-PLC X domain-containing protein 1-like. Gene Ontology annotation, biological process: lipid metabolic process. Gene Ontology annotation, molecular function: phosphoric diester hydrolase activity. The transcript has 4 exons. NCBI's taxonomy places the organism in Eukaryota, Metazoa, Arthropoda, Thecostraca, Balanomorpha, Balanidae. The record is from RefSeq and is a predicted model, not a curated record. The coding region runs from base 366 to 1688 and encodes 440 amino acids.